Messenger RNA from Malassezia vespertilionis, 1281 nucleotides. Its product is annotated as non-specific serine/threonine protein kinase. The transcript has a single exon. Bases 1 to 1281 code for a protein of 426 amino acids. NCBI's taxonomy places the organism in Eukaryota, Fungi, Basidiomycota, Malasseziomycetes, Malasseziales, Malasseziaceae. Gene Ontology annotation, molecular function: ATP binding; protein serine/threonine kinase activity. Gene Ontology annotation, cellular component: cytoplasm. Gene Ontology annotation, biological process: intracellular signal transduction; protein phosphorylation. The record is from RefSeq and is a predicted model, not a curated record.
AUGGCAGCGACGGCAGAUGGCGCGCAGGUGCGCGAGACGCAAGCAAUGCAUAUCCAGACCCAUUCCACGUCGCAGCGGCGUAUGCUGAAUCAGUACGUGAUUGAGGAUGAGAUUGGGCGCGGUGUCUACGGCUGUGUGCGCUUGGCACGCGAUACAGACACGGGCGAACGCGUGGCUAUCAAAAUCGUGCCGCGUGAGACGCGCGCCAAGCUUGGCGAGCAGCUGCGCGGAGGAAAGACACGUACAGAUGCCAAGGUGCAGCACGAAAUUGCGAUUCUAAAAUCGUGCUCGCAUCCGAACUUGGUCGCGCUCAAAGAAGUGGUGGACGACCCGCGGAGCCGCAAACUGUUUCUCGUGCUCGAGUACAUGGAUCGCGGCGAGAUUGCUUGGCGCGAUGCGCUUGGCGGGCCGGGGAUGACAGUGAACAAGGUGCGCCGUGCAUUUCGCGAUACGGUUGCGGGGCUUGUGUACUUGCAUGCGCAGGGGAUCGUGCAUCGCGACGUCAAGCCGGCGAAUCUGCUGUGGAAUAGCGAGGGCAUUACCAAGAUUUCCGAUUUUGGCGUAUCGCAUCGGCUUACCGGCGAUGUAGAUACAGAUCAGGCGGCGCUGUUCAAGACCGCUGGCUCCCCGGCGUUCUUUGCGCCGGAGCUCUGCUGGAGCGGCGAAGUAGGAACGGCGCCGCGGAUUACCGGCGCAAUCGACGUAUGGGCACUGGGCGUCACGCUGUACUGCCUUUUGUUUGGGCACCCGCCGUUCAUGGCCGAGACCGAGUUUGGUUUGUUUGAUGUGAUUCUAAAGGAGGACUACGCAUUGCCGGGGUACAUGGGAGCGGAUCGUGUGCCGAUUGGGGGAAGAGGACCUCGAUGGGGACAGGGCGCUGGGCAAGGCGAGGAUGUGCAGGGCGCAUUGUCUGAUGAUGCAUUACUUGUGUUGGAUCUGCUCGAUCGAAUGCUGGAGAAGGAUGCACAGCGACGCAUCACUCUCGAUGCGGUGCGCCAACAUCCGUGGGUAGGGGACGGGGCAGAGGAGCGGCAUGUGGAUGGCGCAGCGAAACAAAGCCCUGCCGCGACAGACGCUGCGGUGCAGCCUCUUGAAAUGCACAGCGCGCCUUGCCUAUCCCCCCGAAGCCUGGUCACGAAGCACUCGCCCCGUCCUCCUCUUCCAACCCCACCGCUCGCGUCCGCCCUUGGCUCUUCCUCCACGCCGAAUUCGCCGCGGCGCCUUGUCUCUACACGUAUCGCGCCGCCAACGCCAACUCCACGUACGCCUGCACUGCAAUAG